Elephantulus edwardii (Cape elephant shrew) is the source of this 2139-nucleotide messenger RNA. RefSeq names its product coiled-coil domain containing 13 (gene CCDC13). The coding region runs from base 1 to 2139 and encodes 712 amino acids. The transcript is spliced from 15 exons. The record is from RefSeq and is a predicted model, not a curated record. Lineage: Eukaryota; Metazoa; Chordata; Mammalia; Macroscelidea; Macroscelididae. Gene Ontology annotation, biological process: cytoplasmic microtubule organization; non-motile cilium assembly. Gene Ontology annotation, cellular component: centriolar satellite.
AUGGCAGCAGAUGAAGGCCUGCAGGACACCUUGCGGCAGCAGUUCAAGGCGCUGCAGGAGAUGCAGCAAAAACGGCUGCAGCAGGAGAUGGAGAAGAGGAGGGAGAGGGAACUCAGCAAGGUCGACGACAACAAGGACCUCCUGGAGACCUUCGACAGCUUCAGCCUCCUCCACACGGGGCAGCAGCACUCGGAGGACAGCUUCGAGAGGAGGGUGCUGGAAGGAGAGAUUGAGCAGCUUCGAGAUCAGCUCAGAGAGACCGUUGAUGAAAAUGGGAGGUUGUAUAAACUGCUGAAGGAACGGGAUUUUGAAAUCAAGCAUCUCAAAAAGAAAAUAGAAGAGGACAGGUUUGCCUUCACAGGAACAGCCGGUAUGGCUGGGGACGUGGUCGCCACCAAGAUUGUUGAGCUGUCUAAAAAGAACCGGGUGCUGACGGCGGAGUCAGAGGGUGCCAAGACCAGAGUGAAGCAGCUGAGCGGUCGCGUCCAGGAGCUGGAGCGGGAACUGCAGACGGCGCUGUCCAGGUUGCCAGCCCAGGCGGGCACUGAAGCCGGAGCCAAGACUCCCAAGGCCCAGGCGAGAAGUGGAGUCGGGCCAGAGAGCCCGGAGGUAAAGGCCCUGCAGGAAAAGCUGGCGGCCGCGAACCUGAAGAUGAGUGACCUCCGUAACCAGCUCCAGGCCGUGAAGCAGGAGCUCCGGGUGGCCCAGAAGGUCUUGGCCAGCGAGGUCGGGGAAGACGUGAACAUCCAGCACCUCCUAUCCACUCCUGGGACUUGGCGGGGCCGCGCUCAACAAAUACUUGUUUUGCAGAGUAAGGUCCGAGAGCUGGAGAAGAAAUUGGGACAAAUCCAGAGCCAGUCCACGGGAACAACAGGUGAUGAGCUGCCCGUCCACUCAGACCCGAGGAAGCUGUCUGCACAGGAGAAAAACCUGCUCAGGAUCCGCCUCCUGGAGAGGGAGAAACAGGAGAGCUUAGAGAAACUCACCAGUGAACGAGACGCCCUCCAGAAACAGCUGGAAGAGCUGAGGAAGAAGUUCGAGGCCGCCAAGUCCCGGAACAAGGUGCUGUCUAGCGAAGUCAAGACCCUGCGGACUCAGAUGGGCACGCUGGUGGAGAAGGGCAGGCAUGACGAUGAGCUCAUCGACGCCCUCAUGAAUCAGCUGAAGCAGCUUCAGGAGAUCCUGGGCAGCCUGAGUCUGCAGGAGGAGAAGACGCGUGCGUCCCACCACCGCCUGGACCAGCAGCUCCACACGCAGGCCCAGCAGAGCAGCAGCCUCGUGGCCCAGCUUCGGGCCAUGGUGGCAGAGCGGGAGGCCAAGGUGCAGCAGCUGGAGCUGGAGAUUGGGCAGCUCAGCGUGCAGUAUCUUCACACCAAAGGCCUGAGCGAGGGAUCCAGUGGGCCUGAGGUCAACCACGCCCCCACGCAGGGCCCUGAGGACCCAGGCCUGGCCAAGACCACGGCCUCCGCGGGCGAUCACGUCGGCAGGCUUGGAUCUUCUCGCUCCGUGACCAGCCUGGGCCACACGCUGGUGGAAUCUGCUCUCACUCGGCCCUCCCUGUCCAGUCCUCAUGGGCCCUCACCCAGGUUCUCAGACUCCCCAGAACAAAAAGGCUGGCAGGCGCAGGUGACUGAGUUCAAAGCCCUCUGGCAGGCCGCCGAGGUGGAGCGUGACCGGCUCACGGAGUUUGUCACUGUCCUGCAGAAACGAAUGGAAGAGAGCAGCAGUAAGCUCGUGGAGUCGGAGCGGAAGCUGCAGGAGGAGCGGCAGCGGGCGGUGGUGCUGGAGCAGCAUCUGGAGAAGAUGCGUCUGGAGCCCCACCAUUCGCCGGGCUCACAGAGGGCGAGGCCCCGGAGCAAGCCAGGUCUGUCCUCCGCUCACACCAAGCUCAGCCUGAACGUGAACACUCAGAAGGACCCAGCCCUCACCCAGCUCUCCGACGUGCCUGUGGAAUCCCAGAUGGAGGAGCUGACAACCAGGCUGGCCAUCCAGGUGGAGGAGAACGAAACCCUGAAGGCUGCCCUGGGCAGUGCCCUGCGGGGGAAAGAGGAGGACUUCCGUAUGUACCAUGAGACCCUGGACCAGGUGAAAGGGGUCUUCCUGCAGGCCCUUCGGCAGCAGAAGGCGGACAGACGCUAG